AUGUCAUUCUUACUACGAAAUUAGUUCAAUAUUAAUCAGCUAGUUGCUUUAUUUACAUUUGCUGCUGCAAUUUCAUUGGUAAAAAGCACUAGGAGUUUUAACAUUGAGAGAGAAUUAGUGAAUAUUAACUAAGACAAUUACGAAUCUGGAAAAUUUUUAAAAAUUGAAAGAAAUUUGCUUGUAAAUUAUGUGAUUUGUAAAACUGAUUGCCUGGAUUCUGGUUAUAACUUUUGCUCUUACGCUAAUAGAUCAUCUGGAAAGUGUUGCUUAUAAAGUGAGACUUGUAGUGGACCAGAUGUUUGUAGUAACAGUAUAAAUGAAAAUUACCCGUUCUUCAAAUAUUGGGCCUGUCCAAAUCAUCAAUCAUGCGGGAAAAUUAGUGGAUCUUUGACAAUAUUGCCAGUAAUUAAUGGCACUUAUUUAACUUUGACUCCAGCUUCAACCUCAAUGGGUCCUGGUAAUACUUGCAAUUAUCUUAUCAAAUUUCCAGCUGAUUCAAAAACUGGAGACUUUAUUGGUUUCAGAUUUAAUAAAGCUGGAAACACUGAUGGAUUCUACACUAUUACUGAUUCUGACUAAUAUUCUUCGAAUAAUAUCAAUGUUUCAACAGCAAUCAAAGUAAGCACGUCAGCAGCCUCAUUUACAAUUUACUACCCUCAAUAGGUAUAUGUUACACUAAUAUCAAAGUCAACAGGUACAAUAGACUAUAAUUUUAACAUUUGGGCUUUGAGACCUUGGGUCAAGCCAGUAACUCCCACUACUAAUACUACAAAUAACACAAGCAGUGGUGGCACAAACACCACUAAUAACUCAAGCAAUUCAAAUAAUACCAACAAUAAUACCACUAAUAAUAAUACUACAAGUAAUAACAGUACGUAAAAUAAUAGCUAAAAUAACAAUUAAACCAAUGGUGGAACUUCUAAUACUGGAGAUAAUAAAUUAAAUUCAGAAUCAUCCUCUGAUAGUUUAAUUAAUGAUGAAAGCAAAACUUACAUAAUAAUAGGGUUAGCAGGGUGUUGUGGUGUGUUUUUAAUUACAAUCAUGAUAUUGCUUAUCUUUUACCUUAAGAAGUAGAAGUAAAAUCAAUAUGAAAUUGCAAAAGAUAACCUUACCUCCAAAUCUGUAUUCUAGAAGAAGGCUGGGGACAUUUAAAAGUUCAAUAAUGAUUAAGAUCACAGUUAAGACAUAUCAGGCAUCAUAAUGGCAGAUGAGAAAGAUUCUAAAAAAAGAAGAUCCACUAAAGUUCAGCCAAUGAUUCGCAAAACAUAGGAAGACGAAUUGGAGAGCCAACCAUAAAUGCAAGAAUUACUAGACAGCGCUAAACAAAAAUUGCAUCAUAAUUCCAAUUCAAAAGGGCCAGCUGAAAGCUCACAUGAUCCGGAUACUCAGAGCACCUAAAAAUUAUUAAGCAACUCUUAAAUUUUCCAAAAGCAACCUUAAAACUAAUUACCACCUAUUCAAAGAAUGUUAGAUCCUAACAAUAUAGCUAUUCAGCAUUAAUUAUUCAAUUAGAUACCAAUAAACAGUGAAAACAUGAAUAAUCCCUCUAAUAUGUUUCUCCAGUAGCAAUAGCUCAUGCAAUAGAUGCUUUAAUAGUAAAUGUUUGGCAGCAUAUAGAACCCAAUGAUGAUGGAUCCUUAAUUCCAGAAUCAGUUUAUGAAUCAGAUGCAGAUGUAGUAAGUGCCUAACUAAGCAUAUUAGUAGCAGGUUUAGUAAAAUCUUGAAAACUAUGUUCACGAUAAAAGUGGGAUGAAUUUCUAUUCCUAGUAAGUGCAAAAUCAGAGCAACUAUAACACUAUGUCUCGUCCAGGAACGAGUUAAAAGUAGCAAAUUUCUGAAGAAAAGUUCAACAACAGCAAAUAGUAAAUUGAUAGUGAAGCAAGUGAGUAAAGCAAACCUAGAAGCAAGAAAAAUAAAUAGAAAAAGGGAGUUUAAAAUUAGUUGAAAGAAUCCACAGAUAGCUAGAGUAUAUCUAAUGAAUUAGGUCGUUCUCUCACAAAGAAUUAGCUGAUAAACCCUUUGGAUAAUGAGCAAAAUGAGAGUGAUAAUGAAUUUGAUUACAAAAAUGACAAAGUUCAAAUUGAAUUUUAAGAUUAAUGA
Stylonychia lemnae is the source of this 2100-nucleotide messenger RNA. The record is from the annotation of a GenBank genome assembly. NCBI's taxonomy places the organism in Eukaryota, Ciliophora, Spirotrichea, Sporadotrichida, Oxytrichidae.